Molecule: messenger RNA, 1297 nt
Organism: Nematostella vectensis (starlet sea anemone)
Lineage: Eukaryota; Metazoa; Cnidaria; Anthozoa; Actiniaria; Edwardsiidae
Exons: 4
Coding region: 145-1044 (299 amino acids)
Source: RefSeq, a predicted model, not a curated record
CAUUGUUUGCGCGAGAGCACGUUUUGAUGAUCAUUUUACUAAAUAUAGAAUCCAUGGAAGUCGGUACAGCCCCUUCAGGUUAGAGAUAAGUGCUUGAACACAUUGAACCUUGGCCAGUUUUACCUCAGCGUCGCACAGCAAAACAUGGCUCGCCUUCUGGCUCUUUGCAUCGUCUUUUUAUCAGGUGUGGCGUUGGGAAAGGUAGAAAGCGUUGAGGAGGCCAUAGAGGUGAAAUUUAUUCCAGUGCUUUACGUGUCGCCAAAACCCGAGCGCGCUGACCCUGAUCAGGUCUUCUUGUACUCCGCCACUGUCUGCGACGGAAAACUCUACCACCAAAACAAUACCGUCGUGCGUGUCAACAUGCCGUAUGGCUGGAACCCUGAUAUCGGCACUUUAGCAAAACUAGAGGUCUGCGACUCCGCUGACUGUGGCAAAGUCUACUGCUCCAACUACAACAACGGCAAGUUCACAGGCAACCAUUAUUGCAACUAUACAUACAACGCUACAAUGGGCGACAUCGUAGUCAGAGUCACCGCGGGGCCUGGGCCCAACAUCGACUGGACAGUAGCUGUGGAAUUCGUCCCCGUAAAGGACUGGGUACCACCGCCACCGGUUGCUCCCAAAAAGAUGCUGGAGUUCUUCCCAGAGCCUCAAGGAAGUGGUGGAAGACCGCUGGCCGCCACAGUGCUGAUGCAGAUAGUGAAGACCACUACGGAACAAACAGUGACUACCCUGGCCAGGAAGGAAUUCUUCUUCCGCUUUUGUCCAGAUAGCGAGACCGGAAGUCGCUUUGACGUUGCUAUCAGUACAGUGGCGGUAGAUUCCAAAUCUGCAAUGUCAACUUACGUGUGCCUACCAACCGAACUCCCAUGCUCUCCCACCAGCUCCAAUCACUACGACCCUCGCGGCACGUCUAUCAACUCUGUUACCUUGACAACAGGGAGUGGUCAACUGACGGAGCUGCACGUGCUAGUUAUUGGUUGGGGAGAUGGAAGUCAGACAAAUACCUUUGUGCUAGGAGCCACUACUACUAAGAAGCAAUGAUUGUAGUGAUAUCAGCCAAAGCCUAGCCCUUAGCGUUCUAUUCGGUAUUCCUGUGGUUAACAGUGAGGUAAGAGGGGCUGGUAACUCGGAUGUUUUCAGCUGACCUUACUUCACAAGCCACAGGAAACCCAAGAUACCACAGGAAGCCCGGAAGAACAUAAGGAGUUCAGGCUGCGGCUUGUGAUAUGCAGCAAUAAGAAGCAGUGAUAAUUCUGUGUAUUUUUCAAAAUAUAAAAUAUAAAUGCAUUUAGAA